CUCAACGAAGUAGAAACACCCACCAUUGUCUCCAAUUUGCCAAAAAUAUGCCAACCAUUUUCUUGAUGAUUUUCCUUGUUUACAGCAUCCUAAAUACAUCCCUUUUCUAGUUGGUCCCAAAAAAGCCAAGGACAUACCUUCCCUCCUCUUGUCACCCAUCCAAAACGACCCCUCCACCACCCCGACCACAGCAUUCUCCGGCGGCUCGUAUCCUCCGGAGAAUGGACACGGCCGAGCUCCGUCGGGUUUUCCAAAUGUUCGACAAAAACGGGGACGGCAGGAUCACGAAGAAGGAGCUCAACGACUCGCUGGAGAACAUGGGCAUCUUCAUCCCCGACCCGGAACUGACCCAGAUGAUCGAGAAGAUCGACGUGAACGGAGACGGGUGCGUGGACAUCGACGAGUUCGGGGCGCUGUACCAGUCGAUAAUGGAGGAGAGGGACGAGGAGGAGGACAUGAGGGAGGCGUUCAACGUGUUCGAUCAGAACGGCGACGGGUUCAUCACCGUGGAGGAGCUGAGGUCGGUCCUGGCUUCUCUGGGGAUGAAGCAGGGGAGGACUGUGGAGGAUUGCAAGAGGAUGAUCAUGAAGGUGGAUGUGGAUGGAGAUGGGAGGGUCAACUUCAAGGAGUUCAAGCAGAUGAUGAGAGGUGGCGGUUUUGCUGCUUUGGAGAGUUAGAAAAGAACCCAAAAAGACAAAAACAAAAUUUUUCAUUCGGGGGGUUUUGGAAUGAGAUUAAAUUCCUUCCCACGGCGGUGGAAAUUAUGUGUUUUCUACCCCCAUUAUUUUGGGCCCCACGGUGCGUUAAUUACCGAUAUGAACCGUUCAUCUUGUAGGGCUUGCAAAGUAGUAUUCCUAUUCAAAAAAUUAGUUUCACCGGACAUCAGUAGGUGCAUUGAAAUUGAAAUUUUGGUUUAUAAAAUAGUUGGUCAUGAACAAUUUAACUUGAUCGCAUCAGAUCGUUUAUUUUACAACUUUUGAUUGAUUUAUGGAUAUCCGAUCAAGCUAAUUUUUUUGCCGUGAAUAUAUUACAUUAUGGGUCAUACAAGAUGAACGGUUCGGAUUAUAACAAAAAAACGCAUGGUACAAUUCACAAUGGGUUGCGGUGGAAAACUCACUGUUUCAAUCGCCGGCAGAAAGAAUUUAAUCUCUUUUGGUAUUGAUUAGUUUGUGAGUAAAUUUUUCGGCAUCAGAAAUCGGACGCAGAAAGUGCGAACGGGUCACGGAUGACCUGGUUGUUUUCGAAGUGCGUUUUACCGGCGCGACUUUUAAAAAUCGUGGCUAUCCAUGGAGAUUCUGUGACGGAUUUUGUGGUUUUGUUUAUGUAUCCGUAGAAUUGUUGCUAGUUUAUUGGUUUGUAAAUACUGUUCUACGGAAAAGGUCACUUCGUGGUGAUCAAAAUGCGAUCGACCGCCACCAUCGUUUGGCGUUUCGUUUGUUUGCGGGAUCGUUGUUCUAAUUGCAACAUUUGCUAAGCAGAUUUUUUGUUUUCAA
Messenger RNA from Rhododendron vialii, 1493 nucleotides. Its product is annotated as calmodulin-like protein 3. Lineage: Eukaryota; Viridiplantae; Streptophyta; Magnoliopsida; Ericales; Ericaceae. Bases 222 to 677 code for a protein of 151 amino acids. The record is from RefSeq and is a predicted model, not a curated record. The transcript is spliced from 2 exons. Gene Ontology annotation, molecular function: calcium ion binding.